Molecule: messenger RNA, 3575 nt
Organism: Phycodurus eques (leafy seadragon)
Lineage: Eukaryota; Metazoa; Chordata; Actinopteri; Syngnathiformes; Syngnathidae
Gene: stk17b
Product: serine/threonine kinase 17b (apoptosis-inducing)
Exons: 7
Coding region: 392-1474 (360 amino acids)
Biological process (GO): positive regulation of apoptotic process; protein phosphorylation; intracellular signal transduction
Cellular component (GO): nucleus
Molecular function (GO): ATP binding; protein serine/threonine kinase activity
Source: RefSeq, a predicted model, not a curated record
GCAUGCGCGGUGGAGUGACGUGUCGAGAAAAGUGUCAAACAAGAAGGACGUAAAAAAAAAAAAAAAACAGCUACAAAAUGAACGAAAACUCUCCAGAAGCGGACUAAAAGUUGUUCAUUUCAGUCGUCUCCGACCGAUUGGAUGCGCUAAUCAAUGGAGGGAUAUGUUCUCAAAUGAGUCUUUUGUAUGCUAGCUCCUCCUCCUCCGUUAAGUUGAGGAAAUCGAGUUUAAACUCACAUUUGACCGUCCAGCUAAAAGCGGAAGCUAACUGGAGUAGCAUGGAAGUAGCCGGCCGAUGGUGUUAGCUUCGAUUCGUCCAUUUUAGUUUCCAAUUUUAUCGUCACAUAUUUCGUCUCGACUCGCUACCCGGUUCUUUGGGCUGGUGGUGGAGAUGUCUCGCAGGCGGCUGGACAGUCGCAGCGGUCCUGCCGCCGCUGGGCUGCUGGCCGAAAGUCACACACCAAUCAGCGCGGAGCCUAUGGACGCUGUGUUCGAAGUCACCGGGGAACUGGGAAGGGGCAAGUUUGCGGUGGUGAAGCGCUGCGUGGAGAAAGCCACAGGCAAAGUGUUUGCAGCAAAGUUCCUACGAAAAAGGAGGCGGGGUCGUGACUGCCGGGCCGAGGUAGUCCAUGAGAUGGCAGUCCUGGAGACGGCCCGGAACAAUCCAAGGGUGGUCAACCUGCACGCCGCUUAUGAGACGGAUCACGACAUCGUCCUCGUGCUAGAAUACGCCGCAGGCGGAGAGAUAUUUGACCACUGUAUGUCUGAUGAGCUGCUGCCUGAGGCACAGAUCACCCGUCUGAUCAGGCAAACGCUGGAGGGAGUUCACCACCUCCACCAGAGUAACCUGGUGCACUUGGACCUCAAGCCCCAGAAUAUCCUGCUGACGAGUCUUUCCCCUCCCGGGGACAUAAAGAUUGUAGACUUUGGCCUGGCACGCAGAUUGGGCGCGGUUGGGGAGCUCAGAGAGAUUCUUGGCACACCUGAGUAUGUGGCGCCAGAAAUCCUGAAUUAUGAGCCCAUCACAACAUCAACGGACCUUUGGAGCGUGGGGGUCAUCGCUUACAUGCUAGUGACGGGCGAGUCUCCAUUUGCCGGCGACGACAAGCAGGAGACGUACCUUAACGUGUCUCAGGUUAACGUGGACUACAGCCGGGAGGCCUUCUCCAGAGUUUCUGAACUGGCGGUAGACUUCAUCCGUAAGCUGCUGGUCAAAGCACCCGAGGAUCGUCCCAGCGCCGCAGACUGCAUAAGCCAUCCUUGGCUGUGGCAGCAGCAGCAUUUGUACAUGAGCCCUGAGCCGGCUUCCACCCGCGGCGCCCGCGAGCGGAGCUGCGGCACCAAGUGGGCGGCGCCUCCACCCGAAGACCCCGAGGACAAGGAGAACUUCCUGGAGUCGUCGUCGCCGCCGCAUUCCCAAGCCAAACGCUUCCGCUUGGACGAGGAGGCGCUUCUUGGAGACGGUGACUUGUGAAAAGAAAAAGGAAAUAGCUUUUAAAUUGGUUUUAAGACCAACAAGUGACUUUUUUUAUACUCCACUUAAUUUGUUAAUUGCAAGAUUAACACAAGCCAAAGAUAAUCAUCUUACUGAUCCACCGUCGUUGGGUUUUGUCAUCCCAUUUGUCGCCAUUGUGUCGAACUGGAACUGUUAUUAGAACUGCAAGAUGAUGGCUCAUGGGCAGUAUUUUGUAGAAAUCAAAGCAGUAUAUUCAACCUAGCUGUUUUACCGAAACAAGCUACACACAUACUGAUUUUUUAACGUCUUAACUGAUUUUUUUAAAAUUGUGAGACCUGACACGGUGUUUUAACUGUUCUUAUAGUGUAUUGCAUACACACACAGAACGAUAUUUGUUGAAGUACCAAGAGUGUCCCAUGAGAGGCACCAUGGUGCCAAACUUGGUGUUGACAUUCUUUGGCCCUGGUUGUUUUCUGAGUAGAUUGGGAAGGAAAAAUCACUGAGCCAUAUUAUCCUCUGCUGGGGGUGGUGUGUUUAGUGACAUCCCGUUUUAUCACAAGUGAGGGACAAUGCUAAGAUUCAUCCAGAUUGUCGGUAUUUGUGAACCCCUUUUAAAAUGUUGGAAUCGGUUGACCACACCAAUAAGGAAUUGCAAUUGUGAGCAUUGAGCAUGUUAAACAUUUACAAUUGUGACUGUUUUAUGAGCAGGGAUGAAAAGUGAGUCUUGACACACCCGACACCAGAAGGAUAAUCGUUCAGAAACAUCCGAAAAUCGGUCCUUCGCUUACUUUGGUUGUAUUUUCACUUGUAGUAAUUUGCCUGUCAGUGUGUGUGUGUGUGUACACCGCUUAAGAUGUUGAAAGUUGGUUGAGCACACACAUAACAAUUUGCGAUCGUGAAUUUUGAACGUUAUUUACAAUAGUGACUGUUUUCCAAGCAGAUCAGGGUGGGUGAAUCACUCAACACACCCCACACCAAGGGAUAAUCAUUCAAAACAUCUGAUAAUUGGACCUUUGCUGACUGUGUGUGUGUGUGUGUGUGUGUAGCAUGCUAAAGAUGUUAAAAAAUGGUUGACAUCACACACAUGGAUUUGCGAUCGUGAUGUUGACCAUGUUUAACGUUUACAACUGUGACCAUUUUCCGAGCAGAUUGGAAAGUAAAAAAUUACUAUUACCAAACCAUAUACCACACGAUAAUCAUUCAGAGACAUUCAAUAAUCGGGCCUUUGAUGGCAAAGGAGAGAAAAUGCUCACAUUUGGCCCAAUUGUCAGUAUAUGUGUACCCUGCUUUCAUUGCUGUAUAUACAUAUAGAUUUCAAAUUUAACAGUGCAAUCUGAAAAACAGCCUUUGCCAGCACAAAAGCACAUGUUUUGAAUAUUUAAAUUUAGCUCAGGGGUUUUUAGAAGAAAAGUAUAUUUUAAUCGUUCCGGUUUAGGCCUUUAUGUAUACUCAGUGUUAAUCCGAUUCUCAGGUGAUCAAACGGAAGUUAAUUCUGUCUUCUCAACUCAUAACGCCACCGUUAUUGUUGUUGUUGUUUUCCCUGAGCUUGCUAUAACAGUCCUGCUAUGGCUGCUCAAACAAGUUCCUCCCAAGUUCCUAUCGUCCGCCUGCAGAAAAGAGAACCACCGUUUAGCACUUAACUUCCUCAUGAACAAAGUUGUUUAUCCAUUCACGCUUCUUUUUAUAAGGAAGGCUCUUUAUGUAUGGAGAGAGAAGGGAAAAAAACACUGCUCACUUGUGUUAUUCCUAACGUCAUUCCUAUUGUUUUUAUUUAUGUGCUGGAUUUAUACUUUUUAUUAUUAUUUGUAUGUAAUUUACAGGAAAGAUGAUGUUGAGUAAGGUUUUAGGUGUGUGGAAUGGUGGAGAGUGGUGAGAAAUUCAGGGAAUUGAGAAGGUAGAAAGAAGGACUGGCUUUUUUAUGUGGUCAAACUGGACGUGAUGUCGAUGGUUUUCCGUUGGAAGUAUAGCGUUGAGGUUAAAGGUAUGUGGGUGCGGAAAAGCUUUUUAAUGAGAGCUAAAUACUAGGUGGCCUUGGUAUGGCGUGAAAGAGUGACUCGUUUCUCUGCAUCGUUGUUUCUUGUUGUCUUUUUGUUGUUGUUUUCAUCUCAUACUGUCACCA